Parastagonospora nodorum SN15 is the source of this 986-nucleotide messenger RNA. RefSeq lists its product as hypothetical. The transcript is spliced from 2 exons. The coding region runs from base 121 to 753 and encodes 210 amino acids. Lineage: Eukaryota; Fungi; Ascomycota; Dothideomycetes; Pleosporales; Phaeosphaeriaceae. The record is from RefSeq and is a predicted model, not a curated record.
CUCCAUCGCUGAACAUCAGAAGUAACUCUCUCGCUACGGUUACUACUGCAUCUUCGAUCGUACUUGGUCAUUAAUAUCAACAACUUCCAUCGCUACCGCUCAUCAACUCUCGUUGCCAAUAUGAUGAAGGUCUACGCCCUCGCUCUUGCAGCUUCUGCUGCCGCCGUGCCCAUGGCCGGUGACUACGAGCACAACGACUACCCAGUCUCUACUCCCGAGUACCCUGCGUACCCCGCAUACACUCCUACUCCGGAACACCCUUCCUACCCCGUGAGCACCAGCGAGGUCGAGUACCCUGAGUACCCAACAUCCACCCCCUGCCCUGAGGAGGAGUCCAGCACUGUGCCAUCGUACCCCGUUCACACCCCAAGCUCAAAGGCGCCUGAGUACCCUGUCUACACCCCGAGCAGCGUGGCUCCUCCCUACCCAAUCUACACGCCAUCCAGCGAGGUUCCCCACUACCCCAUUUACUCCUCGUCUGCUCCUCCUCACUACCCCGUAUGGACUCCUUCUUCCAGCGCCCCCGGCUACCCAGUUUGGGACUCCUUCUUCCAGCGCCCCGGGCUACCCAGUUUGGACUCCUACUCCUUCUUCCAGCCCCUGGUGAGGAGACCAUCACGGUUACCAGCACUAUCCACAAGCCUAAGCCGUCUGCUCCUCCCGCUGAGAGCCACCCGGCACCGCCUGCGUACACUCCCGUUCCCCUUCCUUCGGCUUCCGUCCCAGCGCCUCCUCCUCCUGCGCACAACGUGACUUACAGCGUGCCCCCUCCCCCGGCCCAGGAGACCCACCCAGCACCGCCUGCGUACACUCCCGUUCCUCUGCCAUCGCCAUCCACCCCUGCACCAGUCGAGAGCAAGCCCGCUCCUCCUCCUCCUGCUUCGGUGCCUGCGCCCCCGGCCUACACUGCGGUUCCUCCUCCCGCACCUCCCGCGUCUGUCCCGGCCCCGCCAGCUUCAGCUCCUCCCGCACCUCCCGCGUCUGUC